GGCCAAAGAGGAGGGACUCUUUGUAGUGACGCGAAGCAGGCGACGGGGAGGAGGAGAAGGAGGAGGCGGUGCGCGGGUUGUGCAAACAAGCUGACGGCGCUUCAAAGAAGCCAGCGAAGUCAAGCAGGAAGAGGGCGAAGUGGCUGGAGAAUGAGAUGUGGAGUGGUCUUUUACCUCCUGGUGUGAAUGAAAGUGACAUUGACACAAGUUCUGAUGAUGAAAAAAUAUUGGAUGGUCCGGUGCCUACCUUAAAGGAGGAAAAAGAACGAACGGAUUGCAAAAGCAUCCAGGCUUCUAAUAUGCGGAAGACACAGGAAUUUGAAAACAUUGCUGAAAGCAAACCUGCUUCUGCAGCAGUGGUGGAUGAAGUACAAGAAUUCCAAGCAUGCCCUUCUGGAGUUUCUUUAGAUAUGUGGAAUAAAUUUCAGAAUCUGCAGAAGAAAAACUUUGAAAUGAAAAUCCAAGUAAAUCAGAGAGAGAGGGGGAAAAAGAGAAAACGUUCCAGAAAAGCUAAACUGAAAAAGAACAAUGAAGAAGUAACUGAGAGCCAACCAUCUACAAAGGAAAGCCAGUUGAAAGAGCUUACUCAAUUUUUUGGAAUCAAUGAUAGGUUUAAACCAAUUGCAAGCAAGGAAACUUCUCGAAAGUCUGGCCUUGAACUCAGCAUAGACAAAUCUUUGGCUGAAGGAGAUGUUGCACAAGCUGAGGAACUAAGUGAUCAAUUAGCUACUCGAGAGCUUGGUGUGAAAGUUGCCAAAGCUGUUGCUUGUCGAAAUUUUGUGAAAGCAAAACAAGAUGCAGAAGCUUCUCAAGAGGCCCAAAAGAAAAAGAAGCUUGCAUGGGGAUUUGAAGCCAAGAAAAGAUGGGAAACAAAAAGCAACAUGGGAUACAUGUAGUUAAUUGGCUCUGGAAGACAAAAAGGCAUUGUAAAACUUAGGGAAAGAGUUGUUAAUAUUGUGGAUACAUAAAUUAUAUUUUCAUUGUUUUUGGUUUGCAUUAUUUUUGCAGCUGGAGGAAUCGCUGUAGGGUAAUUUAGGUUUCAAUUCCAUAUAUCUGGCAUAUCUCAAAAUAAUUCUAUCCUUAGCCCUGGAAAUAUUUCCAGUUGAUUCCCUUUCACCCAUCCUAAAUUGAAUGGCUCUUGUUUGUUGUGGAACUAUUGAAAAUAUAAUUUUGAAAAAUAACUUUGUGCAAAUGUGUUCAAUUAUUUAUUAGCUGCAGAAGCAAUCUUUAUUUAAAGCAAACGUUUACCUGUGUCUUUAAAUAAUAAGAACAGGUAAAGGUAAUAUUUCCUCAAAAACAAAAAUAUAGCAAGUAAAUUAGCAACAAGUUUUCUCCUGAAGCUCCUGCAAAUGUCUGUCACCAGUGUGUAUUAGUUAAACUGGUAAAUUUCUCUUAUUAAGCAAGAUGAAAUACUUCAUGCACAAGGAUUUAUACUAGCGUAAUGGUGAUUUACUGUAUUUGAGUACUUAGAGCUAAAGUAUUGUGCCAAGGCAUAGUAAUUUCAAGGUUAUGACAAGUCCUAUGUUUUCCAGCCUAACAUGGAAUCGUUCAUUCUUGUUUGGUAGCCCUGAGGAUGAUUUCUUCUCCUUCUCCUCCUAAUCCUGCUCCUCCUCCUCCUCCUCCUCCUCUACAAAGCACUGUAUUUCACAAAGAUGAGAUCUUGCAAUACAGUAAUCAGGAGUCAACUGUAAUUAGUUAUAUUGACAGCUAACUACGCGACAAAGUCGGUAAAUCACUGGCCAAACAGGUUUUUACCACAGAGCACCAUAAAUCUGUAAAGUCUAUAUUCUAAAUUACUAGGCCUUUUGGGGAGUUCUUGCUAUAUAGUGGAGAGAAGAAGCAAAUAUUGUCUAGCCUCACAAUUUCUUUGCAGAUAGUUCUGUUUUGUUUAGUAACAAGAUAAUACAGAGUAAGGCUAUUCACACUACUGGGCAGGCAGCGGGGGAGGCUUUGCCAACUUACCUUCCCCCGCACCCCAGACAAUCAACAGAAUCCUACUGGGAGCGUGGCUUAUGCUCCCAGAUGAUCUGCGCUUCUCCAAGCAGUGCAGACCUCCAGAGGCCAGGCUGAUACAUCGUGGCCUCUGAAUAUCCCUCAGUGCAUGUGUGAUGUGUGUGGUUCAUUGGGGGAACCCCCCAGGAGUCGGACAUUCUAGGCUCCCGACUCUGUGUGUGCUCGGGCUACAUGUAGCCCAAGGACCCAUGCGAUCCUGGCACUGGGAUCAAGGGCACGCUUUCGCCCUUAACCCUGGCUAAAAGCCAGGGUUAACGUAGGGUUAGGUGGGCAGAUAGUGCUGGGAUGGGCCCCGAUCCUGGUCCUGCUCACGAGCAGCCUUCCCCAGCCUGGGUUAUGCUGCUUCUGUGAAUAGCCUUAUUAGUUGUCUGACUUAGACUAAUAAUGAAUUAUCCAAUUUGACUUUAAUAUUACAGCACAUGCUUAAGUCAUAUUGGGCCAGUACAGGCAUACAUACUCUGCCCACAUGAUUAGAAAGGGGACACACUGAAAGCAUGCCCAUCAUUCUCUCUUGCGUAGUUGUCCUAAUGCUCUCCUGGCAGAUCCCUUUAUCACACAGCGUGGGCGGGGUGCAGUUUAUCCAAAUGGUACAUGCAACCCAAAUAUUUGUUUACUCAAGUGUGGCAAGGGCAGGGGAUAUAUUAAGGACAUAAGAACAGCCCUGCUGGAUCAGGCCCAAGGCCCAUCUAGUCCAGCAUCCUUUUUCACACAGUUGCCCACUAUAUGCCGCUGGAAGCCUACAGGCAGGAGUUGAGGGCAUGCUCUCUCUCUCCUGCUGUUACUCCCCUGCAACUGGUACUCAGAGGCAUCCUGCCUUUGAGGCUGGAGGUGGUCUAUAGCCCUCCAGCUAGUAGCCAUUAAUAGACCUCUCCUCCAUGAAGUUAUCUGAACCCCUCUUAAAGUCAGCUAGGUUGUUGACUGUCACCACAUCUUGUGGCAGAGAGUUCCACAAGUUAUGUGUUGUGUGAAAAAGUACCUCCGUUUGCUGGUCCUAAAUUUCCCGGCAAUCAGUUUCAUGGGAUGACCCCUGGUUCUAGUAUUAUGUGUGAGAAGAAUUGUAUGGACCUCUAUCAUGUCUCCCCACGGUCGUCUUUUUUCUAAACUAAAAAGCCCCAGGUGUUGUAGCCUUGCCUCAUAAGAAAGGUGCUCUAGGCCCCUGAUCAUCUUGGUGGUCCUCUUCUGCACCUUUUCCUGUUCUACAAUGUCUUUUUUUAGAUGUGGUGACCAGAAUUGUACGCAGUAGUCCAGGUGUGGCCGCACCAUUGUUUUGUAUAAGGGCAUUAUAAUAUUAGGAGUUUGUUUGUUUGUUUAACAUAUUUUUAUACCGCCCCAAACUUACAUCUCUGGGCUCUUUACAACAAAAAACAACAACAUUAAAACAUUAGUUAAAAACGAGAAAUUUAAAAUAUGACAAUUUAAAUUUUUUAAAAACAAUAUUCUAAAACAACAUUAAAAACAAUCAAAACAGUAUCAGUUAAAAGCCUGGGUGAACAGGUGUGUCUUUAAAGACUUUUUAAAAAUUGUCAGAGAUGGGGAGGCUCUUAUUUCACUAGGGAGCGCAUUCCAAAGCCUCGGGGCAGCAACGGAGAAGGCCUGUCCCCGAGUAGCCACUAGACCAGCCCGUGGAAAAUGCAGACAGACCUCUCCUGGUGAUCUCAAUGGGCGGUGGGGUUCAUAUAGAAGAAGACGUUCUCUUAAAAACCAUGGGCCCAAGCUGUUUAGGGCUUUAUAGGUUAUAACUAACACCCUGUAUUUUGCCUGGAAACAUAUCGGCAGCCAGUGUAACUCCUUCAAUACAGGAGUAAUAUGGUCUCUCCUAGAUGACCCAGAGACCAGCCUGGCUGCCGCAUUCUGAACCAACUGUAGUUUCUGGACUACAUACAAGGGCAGCCCCACAUAGAGUGCAUUACAGUAAUCCAGUCUGGAGGUUACCAGCAGAUGUACCACUGUUUUGAGGUCAUCUCUCUCAAGAAACGGACACAGCUGGCGUAUGAACCGAAGCUGAUAGAAGGCAUCUCUGUUGAUUGCCUCAACUUGAGACACCAGGGAGAAACAUGGAUCCAGAAGUACCUCCAGACUGUGCACCUGUUCCUUCUGAGGAAGUGUGACCCCAUCCAGAACAGGCAGAUCAAAAUCAUCUCCCAAGUUUCGACCCCACACAAUGAGUACCUCCAUCUUAUCUGGAUUCAGUCUCAGUUUGCUAUCCUUCAUCCAGCCCAUUACCGACUCUAGGCAGGCAUUUAGGGAGGUUAUGCCCUCUCCUGAUGAUGCUGACAUGGAGAAAUAGAUUUGGGUGUCAUCAGCAUACUGGUAACACCCUGUACCAAAUCUCCUGAUGAUCUCUCCCAGCGGUUUCAUGUAGAUGUUAAACAAUAUCGGAGACAAUACAGACCCCUGAGGGACACCAUAGGAAAGUUCAUAUUUGGAAGAACAACAGUCUCCAAUGGAAACCAUCUGGAACCUGCCCGAGAGGUAGGAGCAGAACGAACGCAGAGCAGUGCCUCCCACACCCAACCCCCUCAGAUGCUCCAGAAGGAUACUAUGGUUGAUAGUAUUGAAAGCCGCCAAAAGGACUAACAGAGUCACACUUCCUCUGUCAAUUCCCAGUUGGAAAUCAUCCAUCAGGCCCACCAAGGUAGUCUCUACCCCAUAGCCAGCCCAGAAGCCAGUUUGAAAUGGGUCUAGAUAAUCAGUUUCCUCCAAGACUGUCUGGAGUUUUAUUUUCAACCCCCUUCCUAAUGAUCCCUAGCAUGGAAUUGGCCUUUUUCACAGCUGCCGCACAUUGAGUCAACACUUUCAACAAGCUGUCCACCACGACCCCAAGAUUCCUCUCCUGGUCAGUCACCGACGGCUCAUAUCCCAUCAACAUAUACUUGAAAUUGCAGUUUUUCAUCCCAAUGUGCAUCACUUUACACUUUUUUAAAAACACUUUACACGUAUUAUCUCUACCAGCCCUUUUAAUGAAGAUUUUCAUGUGCCUUCUCUGUUAUCUCCCUGUCUACAAUGUUGGGAUUUCAGUCAAAACCAGAGUUUCACAGUGUAUCCUAAGCCUCUAAUAUAUAGUAUAGCACAACACAACACAACAUACAGUGCAAUAGAAUAGAAUAUUGCUAGCCAGCAAAGACUUGCUCUUUCAACACUGCAGUCCUUCUCUCUUUCCUAUCCAAAGUUUUUUGCAGGUGCAGUCCUCGAAGCUGUGCACAUAUAUUUACAUGUAGAGAAGGAGUUAAGUAUACAUCUGGAUGCUUGGAAUUCUGUAACAAUUAUUAAGGGGCACCGGCAGGGUGCAAACAUGACUGCAAAAUAUAUAGCAAUACAAAGUCCAGAUGGGUAAUUCUGGGUAUAGCUGAGGUGAUGCUGGGGUAGGCUUCUAGCAGUAGGUGUCAGUAAGCAUGAGACCUUCACCUGAAGACUAAGUGGGGCUAGGAUCUUGCCCUUCUAGCUUCAUAAGAGCUGCUAAGAUCUUGUUGCACUGAACCGGGAGCAAAGGACAGGCAUACAUGCUCAUAAUAUGUGUAUGGUGGCACAUGAGAGAUUGGUUUAGAGAGCAAUUUAGACACCACACCAAAGCAACUCUAGCCAUCACUAGCUACUAAGGGCAUGAUAUGGAAAGAGGUUAAAAUCGGGCACAGAUAUAAUAAAGACACCAGUAAAGAUGGCAUAGGCCUGACAGAGAAGAAUGGCAACAAACAAUUUUAUUCAGACUUGGGAGGACAUGAGAUGUUGGCAAGAUGCACAAUAAAAAACAAAGAGGUUAUGAGAUAUGUCAGGCAAUAGUUCUCUCUGGCAUCUCAAGACUGGUGCAACUGUAGGGUCAUCUGAAUGUCCUUGCCAUUUAACUUGGGGAAAGUAGCUUGCAAGAAAUGAACUCAUUCAUAUUUGUCACCCAUUUGUGCUAUUUAGCAUGUAUGCUCCUAAAGUGCUGCCUAUUGUGUAAUUUAGAAAAGACUUAGAGAUUUUGUGAAUUGGGCUAUUACAGUAUUCAUAAAAUUUCACACCAUUUUCAGCAAUCCUCCCUUCCUUCUGUGUUCUAUGCCUCCUUAAAAUAUUUCCCCGAGGGUUGGGAAAUCCCCAGGGACAUAUUUUCUGGAGGCACUUCUGGCUGCAGGGGAAAGGGGGAUUACCAAAACCUGCACACACAUCCUCACUGAAAGAAAACACUGCUGCACUGGUGCAGCAUUAUAUUUGGGUGUCAGCCAAUAGUUAUACAAAUUCAAUGUGACAUUCUUUACUCUUAGUAAAAGUUGACAGUUGACAAGUCCAGACACACUACAGUCUAUAGAUGAUUUUAGGUUCUAGCAGACAUCCUGAUUAAUGAAGUGGGGGUGCUUCAAGGGACUAUGGGGACAUGCCAGGAGCUCUCACACAGUUUCCCCCGUCCUACGGCAUGUGCACUGUUGUGCCAGCGCCCUUAGAGUUUGGAGUGCUCCCUGCACUCUGGAAACCCCGCAAGAUGGAAAACAUAUUGCUGACAGUCAGUGAUGUGUUUUUGAUCUUGCAGAGUCCUUCCGGAGCACAGGGAGCAUGUGAGCUCUACGGGCUCUGGUGCAACAGUGCACAUGCAGGAGGAUUGGGGGAGUUGUGUGAGGGCUCCCAGCGUGUCACUGCAGUCCCGGAAGCGUGUCCACUUCUUUAGUCAAGACGUCAGUCACUGUUCAAGCAUUAGCACAAUGAGAAAAUUCUACUAUGGAGAUUGUAUAUUCUGAUCUGUUUCUAGGAUUAUGAAAUCCCCCCACCCCCAACACACACACACACACCAACAAAAAGUCCUUACUGCUCAGUAAUUAUGUCAAAGUGAAGAUUAUGGAUUUUGGACAUAAGCCUCCCCAUAACUGGAUGCUAAAUGGUCGGUCUGUUGAGCGAACUGACUCAUUCAAAUAUCUUUGCAUUUUUCUGUCAGUUGAGAGUGUCACCAGCUUUAGGGCAAUCAUUUGCUUUUUCAGAAAUAAAGGAGGAAAUUUGAACUAUGCUGCUCCAAGAAGUUUUGAAACAUAUGUAUCUACGCAACUGUCAUAUGGUGCUCAGGUUUGGGGCAGUUAUAAUUAUUCACUGGGAACUGAAACAGUUCAAAACAUAUUCCUUAGAUCACUUUUUUCCAACUGUCAGUCCUGCAGUUCUAGUGUUAUUGGAAACUGAUAUGUGUUCUGUCAAGUAGAAUAAGGUUUGUUAUGUUAAAUUAUUGACUGAAAUUGUGAUUUAUGGACAAUUCUGAACUCCCCAAAUUACAUUUAAAGGAAUUUGCUUCUCGUGACCUCUUUAUAAUAAUUCUUGGUUGGCUUAGAUUCACAGACUAUUGAAGAGAUUCAGUUCUUGAAACAAGACCAUUUGGGGCAAAAGCCCCCUAACUAGAUGUAUAUGUGCUUCAAGGGGAUCUAGCAUCAGGUCAGGCUGCUAGGGCUUUCCUUUAGUGGGUAUUUUUGUGUGUGUGUGUUUUCCCCUUUGAGGCAGGCCCUGAAGCAAGUAAAUUAUCUGUUGGAAAUUAAUUCCCUUAUCUUAGACCAAGCAUUUAAUUCUACUUCUAGUUGAUGGAGUCUGUGGUGAACUAGGAACACUUUAAUAAUGUUCUGCAUUCUUCUUCUUGGUCUCUGACUGUCCAGUCACACCUACAUACUAAGAUAUGUACUGACCUGUGUUUCACAUUUUGAACUUACUUUUGCCUCCGCUCAGUUUUGGUGGGAACCCUGCUCUGACACGAUAGCAUAUAGCUAGCUCCACCCACUCCCCUCGGCUCUUCUUGGACCACCACAGCAACUGCCUUGUGAAGAACCUUUCUCUUCAGAUAAAACUCUAGAAAGGAGCUUUUAGGCCCCUGUGAUAAGAUGUUGGAUUGGUUAUGUCAUCAAAGCCUGAUUUUUAAGACUGAUUUUUAAAAUUGAAUGGUGAUAGGUUAUUCUUGAAGUUUCAGUUCCCUGUGAAAAUGCCAAGAUUAAUCAGGAUAUUGCAAAUAUCUUGGCCUUUGAUAUGCUUUUUCUGCCAAUGGCUUGAAAAAAGCAUUUUAAAACUGCUCUCUUGUAUCUGGCAAUUAUAGAAUUUUUAAAUGUGGUUUGAAUUUUGUGAUUUUAUUUUAUUUCUAUUUUUUUGUAAACUGCUUUGAGACUUGCAUGAAAAGUGGGAUAGAAAAUUUUAAAAUAAAUAAAUAUUUUGCUGAAUUGCAAGAGUGAUUAAAUAAUAUGGGUGGUAUGGGUCACACUAUUUGUAUUAGUAUUUUUCUGAUAUGUAUCUUUGAUUAUGUUUGCUUUCAUUUGUCUUAAUGUAUGAUAUUGUGACAGAUCUGGCCAUACAAUAAAACUUGACUUGAUUUGA
Molecule: messenger RNA, 8316 nt
Organism: Hemicordylus capensis (graceful crag lizard)
Lineage: Eukaryota; Metazoa; Chordata; Lepidosauria; Squamata; Cordylidae
Gene: FAM204A
Product: family with sequence similarity 204 member A
Exons: 8
Coding region: 156-896 (246 amino acids)
Source: RefSeq, a predicted model, not a curated record